Drosophila persimilis is the source of this 1099-nucleotide messenger RNA. Its product is annotated as nucleosome assembly protein 1;2. The record is from RefSeq and is a predicted model, not a curated record. The transcript is spliced from 2 exons. Gene Ontology annotation, cellular component: nucleus; chromatin. NCBI's taxonomy places the organism in Eukaryota, Metazoa, Arthropoda, Insecta, Diptera, Drosophilidae. Gene Ontology annotation, biological process: nucleosome assembly. The coding region runs from base 91 to 1089 and encodes 332 amino acids. Gene Ontology annotation, molecular function: chromatin binding; histone binding.
UGUAAACGGAUCAACUAUUGUUGAUGACCAGCAAAAUUUUGUGAAUAAAGAAAACAAAACAAAACAAAACUAGAACCCAAUCAUCGAACAAUGGAGCCGGCCGUGUGCAAUCCGCGAGUGAACGGUCAGAACCACGAUGGCAACGAUGUGUUGAGCGACGACGAGAAGCAGGCCAUAGAUGAUAUCAAAGGCAUCUGUUUGAAGACCGUCGAGCUGGGAAUGAAGCUGCACCGCGAGAUCUAUGCGCUGGAGGAGAAGGCCGAGCCGGAGCACAAUAUUCUGUACGACGAGCGCAAGAAGGUCAUUGACGGCCUACGCCAGAAGCACAAGGGGGACUCGCUGGCCAAGAACAUGGGCAACUUCUGGCUGUACGUCCUGAAGGCAGCCGUCCAGCAGUGUCCGGAAUUCGCCUGCACCAAUGAGAUUGGCGACGUGGAAGCGGAGGUCCUCUGCCACAUAAGUGACAUACGCAGCAAGCUCUACACCGAGCCGGAGCUCAAGUUCGAUAUCGUCUUUCACUUUGAGCCGAACGUCUACCUCAAAAACGAUUAUCUGCGCAAGGUGUACUACAUCAAGUGCAAGGCGGACCCCAAAGAGCCGCAGGCCUACGACGGCGCUGAGAUCUACCGGACGGAGGGCACAACGAUCCACUGGACCUCGCCGGCACUCAAUGCCAAGUACAGGAAGACCUUCUUCAAGUUCUUCAUGCCUCCAGCUCUGCCCUACAGCAGCGAUGAGCCCAACUAUAAGGAAAUCAACGAAAUCUUGGAGCACGACUUCCGGUUCGGCUUCUACCUGAAGGAGCAUGUCAUACCCAAGGCCGUGUACUACUUCACGGGUGAGAUCAAGGAAUCCAUGGGAUCGUCCAGCUCCACGGAAGACGAUAAUGACAACGACGACGACGGCGACAACAACAACGAGGAUGAAUCCGGAUCGGCGGGCUCGGAUAGCCUCGACCCGAACGCCUCCGAGGACGAGAAGGAUGAUGAUGACGAAGAGGAGCCCGAGGAUGUGCACGUCUACGGGGAAUUGCUGGACUCCGAAGACUGGUCCUUCGACUCGGGAGAUUCCAUGGACUCUGGCAAUUAGGUUGCGCUCC